Messenger RNA from Mytilus californianus (California mussel), 6239 nucleotides. Its product is annotated as hepatocyte growth factor receptor-like. The transcript has 20 exons. The coding region runs from base 211 to 4368 and encodes 1385 amino acids. Gene Ontology annotation, biological process: protein phosphorylation; multicellular organism development; positive regulation of kinase activity. NCBI's taxonomy places the organism in Eukaryota, Metazoa, Mollusca, Bivalvia, Mytilida, Mytilidae. Gene Ontology annotation, cellular component: signaling receptor complex. Gene Ontology annotation, molecular function: transmembrane receptor protein tyrosine kinase activity; ATP binding; protein binding. The record is from RefSeq and is a predicted model, not a curated record.
UUCAGGUAUGCAACACACCUGACAUAGAUCUGCAUUUUUCAGUGACAGCAAGUUUUUGAAGAUUUAGACCUGAUACAAAGUAACCAUCUAAAUUCCGAAGAAAAGAAAAUACAGUAAACUCAAAUACAAUCAUAAUUAACAGGUAUCACAAAUAACCGUCAUGUAGCCACCAACUGCUGUUUCUGAUGUCAAGACCUCAUAGUUCUAGCCAUGUUUGAGAAACUGAUUACAGUAUUCUUACCGCUUUUUUGCUCAUUUUUAGUUGUUACGGGUAUAUUCCAGACAUACAAUGUCGAUCAGAAUAAUGGACCUCUCGGGAAAAUUACAAUCGAUAAAAGAUCAGGAUAUUUGUAUGUAGGCGGAAACAAUAUUCUUCUUCAGCUUUACAGUAAUUUAUCUGUGAUUAGUGAAGUAGCAGUUGGACCAAUUUUGGACAAUUCAAUGUGUUACCCACUGCCUGCUCCAUGUAGCUAUCAAAGGGAGUUAACUGAUAAUAAAAUACAUGUUCUGGCUAUCAAUGAACCAAAGGAAUACAUUUUAGCUUGUGGGACUGCAAACCAUGGCUUAUGUUCGGCAUACUCAUUAAGUGACAUUGGGGCAAUGAACAAAACAUUGAACCCGAUGAAAGCAACAAAUAAUAUUGUCGGAAGUGUCAGUGGUAGUUCUUACUCAAAUUCUUAUGCCUUUUUUGGGUCAACUCAUAGUAAGUUGGAAAGUUCCGACAAUCGUUUACUCUAUGUUGCCAUGGGGACAGCCAAUCAGUCCUUACAGUUUACACCAGCAAUAAUUUCAAGUCGAGAGGUAAAAUAUUCCUCGAACCCAUGGAAUAUGGAUUAUUUUCUAAAUUCUACUACAUCCUCUUCAUUUAUGAAUGUUGACCCAUCACUACAGUAUAAAUUUCGUUCCUACUAUAUCUAUGGAUUUGAAAAUAGUGGCUACACAUAUUUCAUCUCAGUUCAGAUGAAUGAUCCAACAGCCUUUGAAGUUGAGAACAAUAAAUUUGUAACAAAAAUAAUAAAAAUUUGCCAAGAUGACACAAAAUAUUCUUCCUACACAGAACUCCCAAUUGAGUGUAACCAUGGAGACAAAACUUAUCACAUAGCAACCAGUGCAAUACUUUCUGAUUAUGGAUAUUUGCCAUUCGAAAAGUAUUUAUACAUAACUUUUGGAAAACAGGAUGAACUUAAUCCUUCUCCUGAUAAAAGUCAAGGGUCAGUUUUGUGUACUUUUGACUUUAACAAAAUUACAGAGCUAUUUGAACAGUUACAAAAAGACUGUUUUACCAGUGGACUUGGGAAUGAGGUUGCUUGGUUUGUUGGAAAAAGUCUGACAGAGGCAAGAUCAUGUGCAAGAGAUACUGGACAAGAUCUGAGUAACUUUUGUGGAGGAAAAAAGAAUUUGAAUGGUAUUCAGGAAAGUACCAAUUUAGAUGUCAGAGGCAGACAAACCUUGAAAUAUUCAGCCAUUUACCAUGAGGCAAAGUCUAUCCUGUCUACUGUAAAUGUAAUACAACAGAAUGUACAGAAUAUAGCAGUACUAGGUACUGAUGAAGGUUAUCUCAUGAAGGUUUUAGUGAAGAAAGCAGCAGCAAGCCUUCCAUCUCCAUACAUGACAUAUGAUAUAACAAAGGACAGAAAAGUUAAGAUUGAGCCUGGAUCACAGACUGAUUCGUCAGGGACCAGUGUUUAUUUAUUGUCAAAUACUCAGGUGACAAAGUUUCCGCUAGAUGCAUGUGAAGUACAUACAACCUGUGAGCAGUGUGUUGGUGUUGAUCCUCUAGGUUGUGGCUGGUGUGGAAACAAGUGUACCUCACAACAAAGUUGUAGCUCUGAAUGGUCAGGACAAAGUUGUCCUCCAAUAAUAAAUAAAAUUUCCCCCAUUUCUGGACCUACUAAUGGUGGAACACUGCUGACAUUGGAAGGACAAAAUUUUGGUACGAUGUUUGCUGAAGUAAGGGAAAUAACUAUUGGAAAAGAUAUCUGCCAGGUUACAACAACAACAAUAACAUCAACAAAAAUUACAUGUACUACUCAGAAGAUGGCUGUUGAAGGUGAAGGACAAGUCAAGGUUAUAGUUAAUGAUAGCAACAACAGACCCUAUCAGAUAAAUGGAGAAUACACAUCACCUGAUUUGAUAUUCUCUUAUAUGUCUCCAGAAGUCCUUGAUUUCACACCAAAGUAUGGGCCUUUAUCUGGAGGGACCAAGUUAGUGAUAUCUGGAAAGAAUCUGAAUGUCGGAGCAAAACAUUCUGUUCAGGUGGCGGGACAAAAAUGUGUCAUUGAACCAAGUGGAGGAUCACAGGGUACCAGUUUGACAUGUCUGACACCUAAGUUAGUGUACAGCAAACGUAGGAGGAAGAGGGAGACCAACAGUCCAAGUCCAGUGUAUGAUGUGUCAAUAAGAUUGGACAUAGAUGGAUUUACAUACCAGUUUAAUAAAAGUUACCGAUUCAUGGAAGACUCAACUGUCACAUCAAUUGGACCACAUAAAUCUAUACAGGGUGGAGGAACAACUGUGACAGUAACUGGAACUAAUCUUCACAUUAUAUCAGAACCAAUGAUCAUAGCUACACUAGUAGUUAAUAAUAACAACAAGCAAACUGUUCCAGUGGCUUGUUACAACUCUUCUCGAGAUGGGACAACUUUGUUAUGUCCUGCACCAAGUAUAAAAGAUGUCCUGGAGACCAAUUUGCCCUGUUGUGGCUACAAAUCAGUCUAUUUAAGUUUCAUAAUGGAUGGCAUUCAGUCAGUCAAACAACUACCUCUGUCCAUGUCAUACAUGCAAUAUUUCCUUAAUCCUGUGUUUCUUCCAUUCACUGAAGAUGAACAUAUCAGAUACUUUUUGAUUACAGAGGAGAGGCUGGAAAUUAAGGGUGAACACUUGCAUUAUGGUGUGACAACAAAAGAUGUGACUGUUACCAUUGGUAACAGUGUAUGUGAAGUGACUGUUAUGAGGGCAACUGUAUUGUACUGUACACCCAAAGAUAAACCAUCAUCAGUUGGUGAUAAUGAACCCAGGAGAACAGUAGAGGUAAAAGUUGGGUACAUGACUUAUGACAUAGGAGAAUUAAUUUACAAGCAGGAAAUAUCCUCAGCCAUGUCACCAGGAAUCAUCGCCAUGGCUGUAAUUUUAGCGUUAGUCGUUCUCUGCAUUAUAGUUCUUGUAUAUAUAUUGAAACGCAAUGAAAUUGGACCUUUUAAACAGUCUCCAGAUAAACAUGGGGCUCAAUAUGCUGCAGGACGAGAAGUGGCAUUUACUGGACUGGACUCUGCAGGACAAAGAGUGUUUGAUAUGGAAAAUGCCCAAAAUGCUUAUGCUGAACAGAGAAUGUCAGGAGAAUUACCAAAUGGAGCUGAGGGUAGAAAUCCCAUUUUGUUGGAUGAUGACACACUGUUGGUAUUAAAGGAUAAAAAUCUUCUCAUAGAGAGAGAAUGGUUGACACUUGGUGAAAUCAUUGGAAAAGGACAUUUUGGUUGUGUAUAUCGAGGCUACUUAGAAGUACCUAAUGUCAAAGGAUCACAGCUAGUAGCAGUGAAAACACUUCAUCAAGAUGACCCAAGACAGUUAGAUGUAGAUAGCUUUAUUGAGGAGGCUUUAAGAAUGAAAGAUUUCCACAAUCCCAAUGUGUUGACUUUAACAGGGAUAUGUUUUGGCAUGGAUGACAUGCCUCUGGUUAUUUUACCAUUUAUGACGCAUGGAGAUUUGUUAUCAUACAUCAGAAAGGAAGAAAAUAAUCCAACUAUUAAAGAUCUGAUCCUGUUUGGAAUAGAUAUAGCUAGAGGUAUGGAGUACCUAUCAGGGUGUAAGUUUGUACACAGAGAUCUGGCUGCUAGAAAUUGUAUGCUGGAUGAAAAUUUUCGUGCUGUGGUAGGAGAUUUUGGUUUGUCUCGUGAUAUCUAUGCUAAGGAUUAUUAUGCUAGUGAGAACAAGAAAACUAAAUUGCCAGUAAAAUGGAUGGCUCCAGAAUGUUUGGAGAAAGGACAUUAUAGUUCUCAGUCUGAUGUGUGGUCCUUUGGUGUUGUACUGUGGGAGUUAAUGACAAGGGGAGUUAACCCAUACCCAGAGGUAGAUAACUGGGAUGUUCUACGAUACAUAAAGAAGGGUAGACGAAUGCCACAACCACCGUUUUGUCCUGAUAUCUUAUAUAAAAUGAUGUCAAAGUGUUGGUCAUUUAACCCAAAUGAUCGUCCCAAAUUUUCAGAACUUGUCCAUGAAAUAAAUGAAAUGAUUAAUGUAUUGGAACAACAAAUGAAGCAGGGACAGCAUACAACAGACAUUCAAAGUACAUAUGUAAACACUGAAACUUGUACAGACUAUCAUUACCAUGACAACAAACAUCCAGAUGAAGAAACAGAAGCUAUGGCGUGAAGUGAAGAAUUUCUUUUAAUUUGAUUGGUGCAAAUUUUGAAUUAUGUCUACAGCAAAAUAUUUCCCCUCUGCACAGUACAUGUUGAUCUCAAAAUUACGUUUAGAAAUAUGGUAUCUUAUAGUUUUGUACUUUGAAUCUUCAAAAUGUGUUCAAUAUUUUUUUUGGUUGUAUUUAUAGGAUUGUUAGCUGACAAUAGUAUAUAUAUAUGAAGAAGGAAAAUAGCAAAUUAUAUGUAAGAUGUCAAAUAUAUUGAGAAUACAAAUUAUGAAACACACUACAUUGAGAAUACAAAUUAUGAAACAAACUACAUUGUCUUACUGUGAAUACAGUGCCUACUUCAAAAAGGAUUUAUUUUUUCAGGCCUUUAGAAUAAUUGUUUUAGUUGUUUGGCAUGGAAAAAAUAGAAAAAAUCAGCUGCUGUCAGUGUGUAUUAUAAUAUUGAUGUAGGAGAUAAACAUGUUAAUCUAAAUUCAUUUAAGUACUGAAAUUCAGAAAUUAAUUUGGCAUUUAAUAUUGCAAAUUCUUGACCUCUGGCAAAUUGCAAAAUCUAGUUAUUGUGAUUGCAAAAAUUUUAUUAAUGAAAAUCACAACUGAAAUUAUGAAUGCAAGUUUUUAUUAUUACAACUUGAUACUGUUGCAUUUUUUUGCAUUAAUAAAAACAUCUCAAUAAUUACUGAAUUCACAGUAGUUGGAUUUCCAUUCAGUUUUAACUUUUGUUAGAGGAAGAUAUUUCAGUCUAAAAUUAUGGUCAGUUUGAGUUUUAUGACAAUCUUAAACGGAAUUAAGUUGUUUAAAAAAUAUCCAUCCAAAACCCCUCCAACUUAAAAAAUCAACAGCAAAAAAAAUACAAACUGAAAAACCCACACAAACAUUAUUUAAACAUCUACACAUCCCUGUAGAUUUGAAAGUAUUAGCUAUGAUGAGAAACAGAUAAUUUAUUUAACUUGCUCUUUAGUAAUGUUAUCAAAUUAUUGUAAAAUUUUUAAGAACUGCCUAUGAAGGUUGUUUCAAUUUAGAACAUAUACAUAUGCAAUAUUUUAUAAAAGGUCAACUAUUUUUCCUGUUUUUUCCCCUAUUGCCUUUGUUGGAUUUUUUAGUAUACAGAAAAUUUACUCUACAUAAAGAGAUUUUUUAUAGAUAUAUUUGAGCGUCAAUUGACCUAUUCAUUGAAUUUACAGCAUAUAUAAAGCUUAAUUAGCAAAAUAGAUAGCAUUUUUUUUCAAUUGGACUGCUGGUUUUAGUAAGCUAUAGGAAAUAGUCAGUUUUCAUUCAGGAAAUUUCGUUAUUUAUUUUUUUAAUGUAUGAAGGAUUAACAAGUAAAACAAUUUUUUAUUUUUGUAAUUUUUGAAAUUUCUUGAAUUUUAACCUCGAAUUUUGUAUGCAGAGAUGAAAUUGGGUUUCCCUUAAAAAACUAUCAUAAAAAUAAUUUUUUCAAAAAUAGCUGUAGUCUUCCAUAUGUAAUACUUAUUUUCAUGAUGUUUUUGUAGAAUAAAGCUAGAUAAGGUGUCGCGAAAACCUGUGAUUGAAACAACAGAGGGACGAAAGGGACAAUGUCCAUUCCAAAAUCCUUCAAGCAAUAAAUUCCUGAAAGAGAGUUAAAAAAAAAAAUCCUUUUCAAAAUUCCCUGAAAUCUGCCUCAUCGUAACGUAUUUAUUUUACAACUUAUUUCUUUUUGAAUUAUUACAAAAAAAAAAAGUUCUUGUUCCUCACAUUUCUUGCCCCUCCUCCACACACAUAUGUUGCACUACACAUUUCAAUGAAAAGAACCAGGAAACUAUAUAACUUUUGUUUUUAAUACACAAUUAAAAUGCAGGUCAAAUUGUUAAUCCUUCAGAGUCAAAAUAUUGCAUGUACGGUUUUAACUUGUAAU